UUUUGCUUAACAACACUCAACUUGCGGACAUUAAAAGCUGACGGAAGUUUUGAAGAUGCAGAUCAGGUCAAUGAGUUCAUUACCAUGAGUUUUAGCUCAAGUCAUCCUUAUGAUUUAAGACAAACAAUCCCCGGUGAACCAGAAAUCGAUUAUCCAAUUUACAGUGCAGUUCCAAGAACAAAUUUCGAUUGUAAUGGCCGUCACGAAGGUUAUUAUGCUGAUACAGAAGCUAGAUGCCAAGUUUUUCGUAUCUGUGCAAACACGGAUCUCGUUGGGAAAGGUUUUGCAUUCCUUUGUCCAAACGGAACUCUAUUCAGUCAAAAAAAUUUUGUGUGUGACUGGUAUAGAAAUGUGGAUUGUAAUGAUAGUGAACGGUAUUAUAGUAAAAACGAUAACAAUCGAAUUGGUACUAAAACUGAUAUGAUGAAAACCGUCCGCCAGAUGAUGGAACAUCCUAUGAAAACGAUAAGCAUAGCUUUGAAUCGUGGCAAGUCUACGACUCUUCAGCCUACAACACGCAAAAACAUUGCAACGAAACCAACAAAGCCAUCGAAAAACUUCCAAACAAGUUCCUCCCCAGCCAUCAGCAUAAUACCAACACAAGACACUCUUAUUUUGGAAAAUCAAUCAAUAGAUCUAAAUGAGGAUGAACGUGCGUUCGGUUUCUUUUCCCCAUUGCCAAUCAACGAACAAAAAGAAAUAUCAACAACGACUUCAGUGGCUGGAUUAAAACCCAUAAAUUUUUCCGCAUUACCCAUAACUCCUCCCUCACCAACAUUUAGCCCACCGUUUGAAACUCCCAUAUCAGAACUUGUAGAAAGUCCAUUGUCUUCGGAAAAUAUUUCUUAUGAUACCUAUUCUUCUGUAACACCAACUGGAUUACUUUUACCGCCCACCGAUGACAGUGCUAGUGGCAGAGAAGUCUACAUCUCGAGUCUUGGAGAACUCUCAACUGAUCCUGGGGCAAAUUUCAACCGACAAACUUCUCGAGUAAUAGCUGAGUCGUCUUCAAAUGCACUUGACAAACCAUUUCAAGCAAGUGGAAUGAACUUUGCUGAGAAGGUGAAUGCUGGCUUAAAUGGAUUACAAGUUUUAGAUCAAGAUGAGAUUAUAGCUCCGGAAUAUGUAAAGAAUAUGAUGCAAGGCAAUGUUGAUGAUGCUGCAGACGAAAUUGUUCAACCAGUUUCAUUUAAUUUCGCUUCAAACAUCAAUAGCUUAUUGGACGAAAUUAAUUACGAAGCUCAAUUGGAAGGUCAAAAUUCGUUACAAUUUCAGCAAAGGACACUACAAAAACCAGAAAGUUCAGUCACCAAAAAGCCAUUUAGAUUUCUAAGCCGUGGUUUUACGCAUGACAAAUCCAAGGAAAAUCGUUCGUAUAGUCGUAGACCAACAGCAUCUCCAAGGAGAACAUCCAGCACAGAGCAGCAUUCUACUUCCACUCAAUCAUACAGUAAUUCAUUGAUCACGACAUUAUUAACCUCUACUCAAUCACCAGAAACAACAACAGAAAAGUUUCAGAUUUUAGCUUUAGACAAUGCUCCAGAAAACUUAGAAAUUGAAUCUUCUAGUGAUUUAAUAACAAAAUCAGAAGCUGAAUUAUCAAUUGAAGCAAAUCCAAAAAUCUCAGAAGUAAAUGAUAAAUCAAGUACUUCAGAAACUUUAGAAAACGCCAAAUCACCCAAAUCGCCAGUUGUAAAUAAGCUUGAGUCUGAUUUGGAACCAAAAUUAGAAUCCAAACCAGCUAUUAAAAGAGAACCAAAAGAAAUAAUUCAAUUGGAUUCACUUGACUCCCUGAAGGAGCUAUCUCAAGAAACUACUGAAGAAGACAAAGUUAAUGCAAAUAAGAGAGCAGAAGAUUUACUUCUUGCUGGAGUCAAACAAAUUACAGUGAACGAGUCUGACGAAAAAAAUAAAACUGCUCAAGAGGAAACUACACCCAUUGUCCCAAUUUAUAAUAGGUCCAAAGCAGUUAAAAGUUCAACACCGCAUAUAACUUCAUCGUCUACUACAUCCAUGAUAUCAACAACUACUACCUCAACUACAGUGCCAACGACUGUUUCCAGUUCCACAACUGAUGUUAAUCCUGACACUUCACCAUCAACGACUUCAACAGCGCUUACAACAACACCCGAGUCCACAACUAGUCCAGCAGUUUCAGUUCGAAGAUUCACAGUGGAAAGUGGCAAGCGACGACAAACCGCAAGGCCUAUUUCUUACUCUAGAAGGAAUAACUUGCAGAGAUCUGGUCAAAGAAACACUUCAACAACUAUAAAACCAAGUACUACAGCUGCACCGACUUACAGAGGCAGAUUAGCUGGCAGAACCACUUCCACAACAAGUGCCUCGAUCACAACAAAGGUCACAGCAUCUCCACGAAGACGCCUUAAUGUAAGCCGAUACACUUACGGAUCUCGCAGACGAACUACUGAAUCAUCAAGUUCCACUUCUUCUUCAACAACAACAACAACCGCAGCUCCUCCCAGCAACACAUUAAAUUCUCCAAAUUCUGACUCUGCAUUGUCAGAUCUAACCAGCGCUGCAAGUACAUAUAAUGGUAUACCAAAUCGUUCCUACAACUCUAUUAGACAGAGUUCUAAUAAAUACGUUCAAACUAAACGGCGCCUUCCCAGUCAUAAGAAUAUUACUUCGCAAGUCACAAUCACAACCACAAAACCGUCAGUUCGAACUUCCACCACGCAACAGCCCACCAGAAGUUCUCCCUCAUUACCAAUACCUACUCUAGCUCCAUUUUCAUAUCAUGAUGCUAUAUCUCCCAUGUCUACUUCAUCAACUACGCCGGAACCUUUACCGGCUACAUUUCUUUCAUUUCAUGAUCUUACCAAAUCUAUAACUGACGAUUCAAUUUUACAGAACUUGAGAAAAAAUCAAGCCGUCAACAGACCACUGACUGAUUCAGGAGCUUUUAUGAGCCAACAACAGGCUUUGCCCAGGCCACAAAUUCCCUUCUCGAAUCAACCAACAAUUAAACAAGAGUACUCAACAACCAGACCAGCCCAACUUUCAGUUCCAACUAGUCUACCAUUCAUACCACUGAAAGAUUUUAUUGCUAGCAAAUUUGGAUCACAAUACAGUCCAGAACCACCCAAACUAUCAACAAAUAGGCCUACAUUUAUAACUCAACCUAGUCCUGUACAAUAUACAAUACGUAAUCCUUUAAAUCAAAAUGUUUUUCAACAACAAUCCCAAAUAAGUGCGCAACAACAAGUAAAACAGCAACAACAACAGCAACUCCUGCAACAACAGCUACAACAACAACAGCAACAACGACAACAGCAACAACAACAGCAGCAAUUGUACCAAGACCAACAACACCAUCAACAACAGCAACAACAACAGCAACGACAACAGCAGCAACAACAACAGCAAUUGUAUCAGGAGCAACAACUUAGAUUGCAACAGCAACAACAAAAACUUCAACAACUGAAACAACAACAAAACCACCUGCAGCAACAAUAUCAACUUCAGCAGCAAAAGCAACAACAACAACAGCAAUACUUCUAUCAGCAACAAAUGUUCCCCGCCCAGAAAUUCAACCAAAUACAACAAUCUGUUCCUCUCCUGGAACAGCAACAUCAGAAAAUUCCAAAUCAACAACAUUCGAAUAAAGUCCAUCAAGUUUCAACAAAAAUUAUUCCAUCCAUUGAACAACCAUUCCAAAUUCAACAGAAUCAACAACCCCUGCCACAACAUCAUCAUCAACGCCAACAACCACAAAUUCAGAUCAUCCCCUCUCAGAUGACUGUUUCUCAUAUGAUCCUCCCUCAAAAACCAAACAUUAAUUUAGGCUCGAAUGUAAAAUCCGAAGUUGGGUCUAUCAACGUCCGAUUACCAAGUAAUCUGGCAGGCUUGAUUCCAAAUACGAAUAUUUUCGAAUUGAGUCGAAACAGCAACUCACUUGAAAGUGCCCAGAGACGAAGUGAUCAAGCUUCCGACGAUGAAUUUGGUGCCCGAGAAAGGAAGUCUGUUUUUGCGGGUGUUAGUUCAUAUGAUGUGCCAUUAAGUAGCGUUGGUCGUCUGACCAAUGAUAUUACCAAUUUUCUACGAAGACUUUAAAAUAAAAUUGAAUUUAAAAAAAGAAAAAAAGCUUAACAUUAAUUAAAUUAAAACGAAAUAAUUUAAGAGAGAUUUGCAAAAGAAUAAAUUAACCGAGAGUCUUGUCAUGUCAAAUUGUUAUUCCUGUUCACUUGUGAAUUUAUAUAUUUUUAAGAAAUAAAUUAUGUUUGCAUAAGGAAACACUAUUUAAUAUUAUUUAUUAAAUAAAUAUUAU
Molecule: messenger RNA, 4288 nt
Organism: Eupeodes corollae
Lineage: Eukaryota; Metazoa; Arthropoda; Insecta; Diptera; Syrphidae
Product: mucin-2
Exons: 6
Coding region: 85-4074 (1329 amino acids)
Cellular component (GO): extracellular region
Molecular function (GO): chitin binding
Source: RefSeq, a predicted model, not a curated record